Cetraspora pellucida is the source of this 660-nucleotide messenger RNA. NCBI's taxonomy places the organism in Eukaryota, Fungi, Glomeromycota, Glomeromycetes, Diversisporales, Gigasporaceae. The record is from the annotation of a GenBank genome assembly.
AUGGGAUAUUUAAGAGGCUGUAUGAGAGGAAAAACUUUAGAAUGGUUCGAUGAAGAAAUUACUACAAAGCAAAAUUGGGAAUUAGCAAACUUACUUAAUAAUACAGGGCAAGCUAACAUAGUAGCUCUAGGGAAUGCAAUAGUUAAGUUAAGAGCUGUAAAAGGUAGACAAGCCGACUAUAAAUCUGAAGAAUUACGUAAAAAGUUCUUAAAUGCUCUUCCACUUUCAUGGCUUGAAAAAGCUGAAGAUAUCACUGUCACUCAAAAAGCUCAAGUGCCUGCUUCACAGAUAGUAGAACAAGUUAGACAACCGAGAGGUCCUCCUUUAUCAUUGCAAUCAGAAGAAGAUCUUAAAAAUUAUUAUAUAGCUGAAUAUUUAAAAGAAUUAGAUUUAUUAAAUAAGAAUAAUUUAGACUCAGCUUAUUCUAUUGAUAAAAUAGAAAAUGCAAUCAAUGAAGAUAAAGAUGUGGUAAAUCAAUUAACUAAUCAAUUACAAAAACCUUUUACACCUAUAAAUUUCCAAAACACACUACCAGAUUUGGAUAAUGAGGAAGAAGGUUAUGAUGAAGAAAAUAAUAGAAAGACCUAUGUUAUUCCAACUUAUAGCAAGGCUCUAGUAGCUAAAGAUCUGCCAAAAGAGGAGCAGGAAUCAUCAUCUUAG